AUGGGAGGACAUGUAUGGCAGCUGGGCCUCCAGCUGUGUGUUAUUGCUGUGCUGCUCUUUGGUGAAGGAAGAGGGAGAGAAUUCCCUGGCAGCCUGAGCUGCCUCAAUAACUACGUGACUACUGUCAGCUGCACGUGGGCAACAGAGGAGCCUGUGGGCGAUGGACCUUUCUACCUGCAUUUCACCAACCUCUGGUCAAAGGGCCACAACGCCAGCUGCAAUCUGAAUGCCAGAGAGGGAAUGCAGAAUCAGUACCACUGCACAAUCCAUUUAGCCAGCCAGAUCUUGGAAGCUGAUGGUUACAGAGUCUCUCUCCAAGGCAACUUCUUUGGAUGUAAUUACACAUAUAUUACCUUUCCAGAGUACAAUCCCCGCAACCACAUAAAACUUGACCCACCUUUGAACAUCCAGAGCAACGUCACUGCCAGCAAGUGUCAGAUAUGGUGGAGUGUACCUUGGUACCUCACUGAAAUUCUUCAAUACGAGUUGCAGUAUAAGGAGUACAGCAUGUCCUGGGAGGCUGCAUUGAACAAGACAGUGCCCAGUUCACUGCCACAGAUAGAAAUUGAAGCUACAGAGCUUCGCAGAGGCAUUGCUUACGUUGCACGAGUUCGCUGCAAAGUUUCUGAGGAUGAGGAUUCCUACCAUAGCCAGUGGAGUGAGUGGAGCCAGAAAACAGUGUUUCAAAGAGAAGGUGAACCAAAACUAUCUGAAAACAUGCUAAAUAAGAGGACUCUGCAAUUUUUGUUUAUUCCUCUGAGUUUUGGGACUCUACUGUAUAUAUUUUGGAACUGCAAGAUUUCCUCAAGGGCAAAAAGGCUCUCCUGCUUUAACAUUCCCACACCGGCUGCUUUCUUUCAGCCACUCUACAAUUUUCACAAUGGGAAUUUUAAGGACUGGGUUGGACCUAACAUGGCUUGUAUCCAACUCAGAAGAGAAGAGGCUAGCAACUCAAACCAAGUGACUGCAGAUGGAAUUUUUGAUAUAAACACCCAAGAAUUGAUUUCCCAGAUCUCCUUGAAACCUAUAGAAAGCACAAAUCUGGUUGGUGCAGAAGAAAACUUUGUAUUUGCCCCAGGUUCAAGCCAGCAGGAUGUCCCCAGCAGGUAUUUAAGACCAGAAGAGGUAGGAGUAAGAUUGGGACUGUUGUUUGCACAAAACCAUGCUGAUGAUACAGCUGGUCAGAAAAUAUCUGAAAUAAUUAAAGCCAAUCUUGAGAGCCCUGGCAUGGGAAGGAGUUAUCCCUCUGACCCACAGCACGGAAAGGAUGAUUUCCUUAUGCUUCAGGAAUCUUUGGAGAUAGCAAAUUUGUCCUUCAGCAGUAGUGACUACUGUACCUUGUGUGAUAAUGAUACCAUGGGAGGUUUGAUUCCUGCUGAACUACUGAUGCUCUCCAACUUCAGUCUUGUUAAACAUCAGAAUGAUCAGAGUGACCUUCCCUGAGGAAUACUGCCUGCAAAAAUAUUUGUCUUGUCCUCUCAUCUUCAAACACUGUCUUCCCAAGUGGCUUAAAUGGUGACUGUGCAGAAAAUUACAAAUGUACCAUUUCUAGGUAAAUCUUCAAUAUUUGUACUUCAAAAGAAAAUUGUAUCCAACUCCUCUGGCUAGCAAAUACUAGCCCACAGGCAUGACAAGGCCUGACUCCAGCAGCAUCUGCUGUUUCAGGAGGCAGGCAACCAUGCCCUUCCCUAAUUUAACCUCCUCAAAGCAGCAGAAGUCCAUCAACCCCUUAAUCUAAGGAAGCAGCAUCAGACCUGCUAUUUUUUCCUUAGGAGGAACUAGUGGAAUUGUGUGCCUCUCCCUGGCCUGCAAGAUGAUGCUUUCCAAAUUUCCUUGUGAGACAACAGCUCUGCACUGCUCUCAGUAGAUAGGUCUUUCCUCACUGCAAAUCAGGUUAACUCAACCUUUACUCUAUCCUGAACAUUAGCACCUGCUAGACUGAGAAGCAGCAACAUUUGUGGUGUGAAGAACCAUGA
Calypte anna (Anna's hummingbird) is the source of this 1976-nucleotide messenger RNA. RefSeq names its product interleukin-9 receptor-like. The coding region runs from base 1 to 1443 and encodes 480 amino acids. NCBI's taxonomy places the organism in Eukaryota, Metazoa, Chordata, Aves, Apodiformes, Trochilidae. Gene Ontology annotation, cellular component: membrane; external side of plasma membrane. The transcript has 8 exons. Gene Ontology annotation, biological process: immunoglobulin mediated immune response; cytokine-mediated signaling pathway. Gene Ontology annotation, molecular function: cytokine receptor activity; protein binding. The record is from RefSeq and is a predicted model, not a curated record.